Messenger RNA from Funneliformis caledonium, 1198 nucleotides. The record is from the annotation of a GenBank genome assembly. Lineage: Eukaryota; Fungi; Glomeromycota; Glomeromycetes; Glomerales; Glomeraceae.
CGUAAAUAUGAGGAAUCACCAGAAGUCUUAACCGAGAUUGUAGAAAGAGCUGUAGAAAAAUCGGUGCGUAAAGAAUUUUCUCAGCAAAUACCUAAUAAAAUAUCAGUAUCAAGCCUUUCCCAAUUAGGGAUGAGAAAAAUUAUUGAUGAUGUUGGAUUAAAGAUUAUAGUAUUCGUAGAUGAAGAUUUCCAACCAAUUGAAACCGUAUCAUGUAAUCCGUUCAGGUGGGAUGUGGAUAGGGCGGAAGAUCAACAGAUGGAUGAUGUUGAAAAAUGGUUUAAAAAUGCGCUAAAAUUACCAAGGGGUUUCCAUAUAGCGGAUAUCCAUACGCAAAAGAACUAUCAACGACAUUUGCGAGGAGCCAACGUCACUUUAACGGGUGGUGGAGAUAUUUCUAUUGGGCCAAGUGGGACAGCAUGUGUCUGGAUCGAAACUAAGAAAAAAGCGGAGGAUUUUAGCGAGGGUCAGGCCAUAGGAGAGUUAUUCUUAAUAGAUAAACUCCAUCCUACAAGAGCAAUGACUGUCUUGACGGAUUGCAAUAACCAUUGGAACAUUUACUUCUUCCUGACGACGAAAGAUGAAAAACAAUGCAUAGUAACAUGCAAUAUUGGUGAUCGUGGUGUUGCCUUGGCGAUAAUUAAAGAGUUUGUACUUGAAGAAGGGAUGUUUCUUAACGAAUUGAUAGGAAAAGACGUCACUUAUGAAGUAAAAUUGCCUGAACCUCUUAAAAAGAAAGCGAAGUUUCUUGAACGUAUAUUUGAAGCAGAUAAUGAGGACAGGAUGGCAGAUAUGGUUGGCGACAUGUCGGAGCAGGAAUUAUUUAACAUGACAGUUCGUAAAAGAUUAAUGUUGGUAAGAGAUUUUUGUAGACUGGAUGAACAGCCACAAGUGGAGCAACUUAUUAACCAGUUUAGUGAUAAUUAUGAAAACCCAGCAUCGAUGAUCCAAAAUGGUAACAAAAAAAUAAUAAAGUUAUACCCAUUGUUUUCACUAAGUCCUCUACUUAACAAUAUUUUUUGGAUUUGUGAAGUCGUGCUAAUCAGAUCUGCCUUCAGCCGAAAUAUUAGGGCUGUUAGAUAUUUUGAUUUCAUUACUAAUCUUUACAGAGGUCUUUUCUUUACAGGGUCCAUAAUUCGAAAAAAUUACGCAGGACCACCUUACAUGACCAAAUUCGAUUCUUGUACGGGUGCAAAUCGUG